CCGACCCCGACCCAGCAUGAGCGCUGCGACGCACUCGCCCAUGGUGCAGAUGGCGUCCGGCGGCGGCGCCGGCGACCGCGACCCCCUGCCGCCCGGCUGGGAGAUCAAGGAAACUCCAUCCUCUGCCAAUGGCCCUUCCCGGGAGGGCUCCAGGCUGCUACCCACUAGGGAAGGCCACCCUGUGUACCCCCAGCUCCGACCUGGCUACAUUCCCAUUCCCGUGCUCCACGAAGGCACAGAGAACCGGCAGCUGCGACCUGUCCAUGCCUAUCUGCAGCCCGGGAUGCCACGUUUCCGAACCGAGGCGGCAGCAGCAGCUCCUCAGAGGUCCCAGUCACCUCUGCGGGGCAUGCCAGAAGCCACGCAGCCAGAUAAACAGUGUGGACAGGUGGCAGCAGCUGCAGCAGCCCAGCCCGCAGCCUCCCACGGACCUGAGCGGUCCCAGUCUCCAGCAGCCUCUGACUGCUCAUCCUCAUCCUCCUCAGCCAGCCUGCCCUCCUCUGGCAGGAGCAGCCUGGGCAGUCACCAGCUCCCCCGGGGCUACAUCCCUAUCCCAGUGAUACACGAGCAGAAUAUCACCCGGCCAGCAGCCCAGCCCUCCUUCCACCAAGCCCAGAAGACCCACUAUCCAGCUCAGCAGAGUGAAUACCAGACCCACCAGCCUGUGUACCACAAGAUCCAGGGGGAUGACUGGGAGCCCCGGCCCCUGCGGUCAGCAUCCCCAUUCAGAUCUCCCGUCCGGGGUGCAUCAAGCCGAGAGGGCUCACCAGCCAGAAGCAGCACGCCGGUGCAUUCUCCAUCGCCCAUCCGUGUGCACACUGUGGUCGACAGGUCUCAGCAGCCCAUGACCCAUCAAGAAUCUGCACCUGUUCCCCAAUCUGAAAACAAACCAGAAAGUAAGCCAGGCCCAGUUGGACCAGAUCUCCUUCCUGGACACAUCCCAAUUCAAGUGGUUCGCAAGGAGGUGGAUUCUAAACCUGUUUCCCAAAAACCCCCGCCUCCCUCUGAGAAAGUGGAAGUAAAGGUUCUGCCUGCUCCAGUUCCUUGUCCUUCUCCCAGCUCUGUCCCUUCUACUGUCCCCUCUUCCCCCAAGAAUUUGGCUGUAGAAGAGAGGGCAGCCCCCAGCUCUGCUCCUGCAGAAGCUACUCUCCCAAAACCUGGAGAAGCUGAGGCCCCCCCAAAACAUCCAGGUGUGCUGAAAGUAGAAGCCAUCCUGGAAAAGGUGCAGGGGCUGGAGCAGGCUGUAGACAACUUCGAAGGCAAGAAGACUGACAAAAAGUACCUGAUGAUCGAAGAGUAUUUGACCAAAGAGCUGCUGGCUCUGGAUUCAGUGGACCCCGAAGGACGAGCUGAUGUGCGUCAGGCCAGGAGAGACGGUGUCAGGAAGGUUCAGACCAUCUUGGAAAAACUUGAACAGAAAGCAAUCGAUGUCCCAGGUCAAGUCCAGGUUUAUGAACUCCAGCCCAGCAACCUUGAGACCGAUCAGCCACUGCAGGCAAUCAUAGAGAUGGGUGCUGUGGCUGUAGAAGAGGGAAAGAAAGAUACCAGAAAUGGAGGAGAUCCCCAAACAGAAACCCAGCAGCCAGAAGCCAAAGCAGCAGCUCCAAACCCCAGCAGCACGACAGACCCAGCUGGUAACCCAGCAGCACCAUAGACUCCGCUCAAUAAAAAUCAGACUUGGAUACUGGGAAAGGAUUGUGUGCUUUAGGGAAUUUUAAGUUGCAUGCAUUUCAGGGACUUUAAGUCAAUUGGUUUUUAUUACUUGUAGCCGCUUGGUACGCAGUAACUUGGGUGGAGGCAAAACACUAAUAAAAAGGGCUAAAGGGAAAAUGAUGCUUUUCUUCUGUAUUCUGUACUAGUAAAGAAAUUGCUUGUUGUUUCAGAAGUUUAAUCCCAUUGCUUGUUUUGGAGCCCUUUCUAUGCGUGGGCACCACACCUUGGCCGUGGUUGUAGACAGAAAGCUAUCUUCCUGCAGCUCUGGACUGAAGGAGUUCUUUUAGGGGGUAGAUGGGGAGUCAAUUUCCCAUAACAUAAAUAUGAAAAACAUUUUUCAGAAAUGUUGCCAUUUCAAUGGGAUGAUUGUCUUCAUCUCAUAGUUAAAAUACGUAACUUUAGCUAGAAUAAAAUGUAUAAGGAACCAUAGGAAUCUGUAUGUUGGAUGACUUUAAUGCUACAUUUUAAAAAAAGGAAAAUAAAGUAAUAUAACUCAA
This is a messenger RNA of Galeopterus variegatus (Sunda flying lemur), 2210 nucleotides long. It is a transcript of the gene BAG3, whose product is annotated as BCL2-associated athanogene 3. Gene Ontology annotation, molecular function: adenyl-nucleotide exchange factor activity; protein-folding chaperone binding. Lineage: Eukaryota; Metazoa; Chordata; Mammalia; Dermoptera; Cynocephalidae. Bases 17 to 1654 code for a protein of 545 amino acids. The transcript is spliced from 4 exons. Gene Ontology annotation, cellular component: nucleus; membrane; cytoplasm. The record is from RefSeq and is a predicted model, not a curated record. Gene Ontology annotation, biological process: protein stabilization; negative regulation of striated muscle cell apoptotic process; muscle cell cellular homeostasis.